Messenger RNA from Sclerotinia sclerotiorum 1980 UF-70, 486 nucleotides. RefSeq lists its product as hypothetical. The record is from RefSeq and is a predicted model, not a curated record. Gene Ontology annotation, cellular component: membrane. The transcript has a single exon. Gene Ontology annotation, molecular function: transmembrane transporter activity. NCBI's taxonomy places the organism in Eukaryota, Fungi, Ascomycota, Leotiomycetes, Helotiales, Sclerotiniaceae. Gene Ontology annotation, biological process: transmembrane transport. Bases 1 to 486 code for a protein of 161 amino acids.
AUGGAUAUGCCAAAGCUUGGCGUUAUUUCGCCACUUCAUGCUACCAUAUACCAGCCAGACAAUAUCCGAAAUGCAACAAGAGAAAAUGAAGAUAUUACCAAUCACGAUAUACGUCGUAAAUUUACCAUAUGGUCAAUAUUGGGCGAAGGAUUCUCCCUCACAAAUUCCUGGUUUGGAAUUUCCAGUGCCUUCAUCACAGGUAUUGACUCUGGUGGUCCUGCUCUCUUUGUGUAUGGAAUACCCCUUGUCGCAUCCAUAAGUAUCUGUAUAGGAUGUUCGUUAUCAGAAUUGGCAAGUGCAAUGCCAAAUGCUGCAGGACAACAUUUUUGGACUAUGGAAUUAGCACCUAAGAGAUACGCAAGGCCAUUAUCAUUUAUUACUGGGUAUUGUGCAUGGGCUGGAUCUCUUUUCGCCUCAGCAAGUGUAUCGUUGGCGGUUGCGUCAGCAGUAGUUGGGUGCUGGCAGUUAAAUCAUCCAGAUUUGUAA